GCAAAACACCGUAUUGGUGUUGCGAUUGGCGAAUCGAUCCUGGACCUCUCCGCCAUUGCUCACCUCUUCGACAGUCUAUCACUGAAAGGACAUCAGGACGUUUUCAGACAGGAGACGUUGAAUGCCUUCAUGGGCUUGCCUCGAGCCGCGUGGGUAGAAGCUCGGGCGAUUAUUCAGAAGCUGCUCCGAGACGAUGUCCCAACACUCAAGGAAAAUCCGGAGCUGAGAGCUAAGGCGAUUGUGAGCCAAAAGGACGCCACCAUGCAUCUUCCUGCUACAAUCGGAGACUACACCGACUUCUACUCGUCGAUCUAUCACGCCACUAACGUUGGCAUCAUGUUCCGCGGCAAGGAAAACGCUCUUAUGCCUAACUGGUGA
Ostertagia ostertagi is the source of this 378-nucleotide messenger RNA. The record is from the annotation of a GenBank genome assembly. NCBI's taxonomy places the organism in Eukaryota, Metazoa, Nematoda, Chromadorea, Rhabditida, Trichostrongylidae.